CACACACACACACACACAGACUCAGAGAGAGGCUGGGAGGGCGAGGCAGAUUCCACAGUGUUUUUUUACCGAAAAGUCUUUAGUUUUUAGUUCGACUGAAGAAUCAUGGUGACAACUGAGACACACCAGAGCCAGGACCUGCUGGUCCCCCCCCAGAACCUGGACCAGGACCUGAACCAGGACCAGGCCUCGCCCUCCUCCCUCCUGGCAGGGUUUGAGUCUGAGAAAAUGAGUCAGGGUCCCGUCAACGCCAUCACCGUCCUCACUCUCCUCGACAAACUGGUCAAUAUGUUGGAUGCUGUUCAGGAAAACCAGCACAAGAUGGAGGUGCACCAGGUGGAGAUGGAGGGUGUGGUCAGAGGGAUCCAGGCUGAUAUGACCAAACUGUCAAAGAGUCACAGUCACACGUCAAACACCGUCAGUAAACUGCUGGACAAGAGCCGAAAGCUGUCCGUUACUAUGAAGGAGGUGCGUGACAGGAUGGAGCGUCAGGGCGUCCAAGUGAAGAAACUGGAGGCAAACCACGCCCACCUGAUCAGCAGGAACAACUUCAAGGUUCUCAUCUUCCAGGAGGAGACUGAGAUCCCCUCUAGUGUUUUUGUAAAGGAUCCUCCUCCAUUCCCUCGUGAUGAGAUUCUGGAGGAAGGUGAGGAAUCAGUGCCUUGCGUCACCGACAGCAACCAGUCUCAAGAGGGUGGGCUCCAUACCAUCGACCUAUCAUCUGAUGAGGACGUCGGUCUGGAGGCAGAGCUGGAGGAUGAGGAGGUGUGGCCUCAUGACUUGGAGAACAUGGAGAAAUCCAGAGCGGAGAAACUGAAACGAUCCAGUCUGAAGAAGGUGGACAGUCUGAAGAAGGCGUUCUCCAGACAUAACAUUGAGAAGAAGAUGAACAAGAUUGGAACAAAGAUUGUUUCUGCGGAGCAACGAGAGAAGAUCAAACUGAAAACCUCCAGUCUGAAGGUUUCACCUUUGACCUUCAGCAUCCGGAAGCCUCGCAGCAGCUCUGACUCUCAGCCUCCUGAGGCCUCCGCUCAGACUGGGGAGUCUGUUAUCACAGAGGCCGAUGUCCAGCUUUCCCCACUGGGCAGCAGCGACCUCGAGGUCCCCUUCACUGAGGUCCAUGCCCAGGUGGCCCCAGGAGAGCCGGAGCAGGAGAAAGAGAAAGUGAUAGAUGAGGUGAAGGAAGGUGAGGAGGUGGCAGAUGAGUCAGUGGUUUCAGAGGGAGUCAGUCAGGAUUACGCUCUAUCCUCCACCCUCCCUCAGGAGGACAAAGGAGAGGACGAAGAGGAGAAAAAGGAGGAAGAGUGCUGAACACUCGUUAAUAUUUAGUUUCUGAUAAAUCGUCUUCCUGUUUUGCUGAGACUCAUUUUCAAAUUGAUAUUGAUAAUUUAGCUAAUUUGAGUAAAUUUGUAUGAAUGUUGAUUAAUAUAAAUGACAAAGAGCAGACAGAAUGUCAACAAGAGGAAACCACAACAUUAAGGCUCUAAACUGGUGGAAAUAGCUGCUUAGCCUAGAGUUAAGACUGUGAGGGAAAAACAAGAAGAGGAUUUAUCAAAAUGUGAAACGAUUUCUUUAUAUUUUAGAGCACACAUUUGUUUUGUGAUCAAUAUUUUUCUUAACUGAUGGAGAUCCACACACACACACACACACACGAUCUGAUCAUGUGAUAACGUCAUCAAAAGUUAAAAGCGUUUGUUUCUUGGUCAGGUCCUUAAUGACGUCUGUUCUUUGACUGAAAACCUGAGAAUGAAACCGCUUAGUAGUGUUUUCUGAAACUUCAUCUGACUGAUAUAAACACAAUAACUAAUAAUCAGCUGAUCAAUAACAUAAUAUAUUUCAAUUGAGACAGCUGUUUUAAUUGAGGUCCUGCCAACGUUCUUCUCACAUUCCUCUCUGUCAUCAAGUGUCCACAAGCCCCGACAUUCAUAUUGAACUCAAACCGAGGUCAUUUACACCAAGUCUAAAUGUCAAAUUAUAUGUUAUAUAUUAUAUUAUGAAAUAUAAACAACACUUGAUAACAGCACAGGAGCAGAUAUGGAGGCAUGUUAUGUUUUUUCUGUUGUUUUAUUACAUCUGAAGAAUCUGUCUCCAGUUACUUCAGUUCCUUGGAUUCUGCUCUAACUCUGUUUACCCUGAAACUCCAGAAGUGUUUUGUGGACUCAACCCCCCCCCCCAACUAUCCCUUUAACAUUCCACUGACGGAUUGGACAGUGUUUCUUUAAUGUUCCCAUGAAGCGAUACUAAUGUUCUCCUAACUAAUUCUCCAAAUGUGCCCCUGAUGUGCUACUAAUGUUUCCUCAAGGUUCUACUAGUGUUCUCCUUAUGCUGUCUUUAUGUUCUCCUGAUGUUCUGUCUGAAUAUUUUUCAUCAAAAAUCAAUCGAUUCUGCUGAUUUCUAUUCUGAUCAAUAACCUGUUGUUGAUUGGUUAUUCCUUACUGACACAAAACUAUUAAUAACAGUGGUGAUUAAACAAACGGAUCAAAUAUAAAACUAAUAAAAAUCUAUCCGUUUUAUCAGUUUGAUGUUUUCAGGUUAAAAAUGUUAUUUUUUUAACACAAAAAACUGCAGCCAAAGAACAUUUCCUCUAUGUGUAGCUGAACUUCCUGUUCAUGAGUUUUACCUGUGGAACUGUUACAGGUUUGAACCUUAGCUGAACUCUGCAAAAAAUAAAAAACAUAAAAACA
This is a messenger RNA of Paralichthys olivaceus (Japanese flounder), 2684 nucleotides long. It is a transcript of the gene cavin2b, whose product is annotated as caveolae associated protein 2b. Gene Ontology annotation, molecular function: protein kinase C binding. NCBI's taxonomy places the organism in Eukaryota, Metazoa, Chordata, Actinopteri, Pleuronectiformes, Paralichthyidae. The record is from RefSeq and is a predicted model, not a curated record. Gene Ontology annotation, cellular component: caveola; cytoplasm.